UGUAGUUGCCUCAAAACUGGUCUUGCUGCUUCUCCUCUUGUCCUUACAAACCAUCUUUAGCCAGCAGCCAAAGUGAUCUUUUUAGAACAUAAAACAAAGAAAAUGUCUUUCCAUCCUAAAGCCCUUUGAUGGUUCUUAGUGUAGAAAUCUCAAAUUUAUGGAUACAUGAUCUAGAAUGCCAGUAGACCUGGUCCCUGCCUGCCUCUCUGCCACAUGCCUCCCCACAUGCCACAUGCCACAAGACUCUGGGACUUUCUUUGUAUGGAGGGGUCUUCCCAUGAUCUUUUCAUGGUUCCCAUCUCAUUCAGGUCUCCAUCACUUCCUCAAGAUCUACCCUCACCAUCACAACCUAGCUAGAGUAGUGGCCACUUAGCUGCCCCCUAUGGCAUCACCCUGUUCCAUUUUCAUCCUGGAACUUCUCAGUGCUCAGGGCUGUGGUCUGUGCUCCAUCAGAGUAUCAUCUCCAUCAGAACUGUCAACCUUAUUCUGUGCUUGUAUAACCUGGCAUGAAGUGGGUGCCCAUAAAAGUUUGUUGAAUUAAUGAAUGAACAGAUGAGGUCAACAUUUUAGAACAGCCUAUAAACUCAAAAGAAGUUUCUCCCAGAGUCUGGGUGGGAUAAAAACUGCUUGAGGCAAGACAAUACCUGUCUUUGACUAUAACAGCAAUUGUCAAACUUUUUAGUCCUUAGAUCCCUUUAUACUAUUAAAAAUUAUGGAGAAUCCCAAAGAACUAGUGUUCAUGUGGAUUAUAUGUACAGAUACUUGCUGUAUUAGGAGUUAAAAUGGAGAAAUUUUUAAAAUACUUAUUUCAAAACAAGGAUAAAUCUAUUAUAUUAUGACAUAAAUAAUGUUUAUAUAAAAAACAACUAUAUAUUUUUAAAAAUAAGUGAGAACAGCUGCUCUACACAUAUAAUGCCUAGAUAGCACCAGGAAGGAUUCUGUUAGAUAACUGAUUAGGUGGCCUCAAGAGUUUAGACCAGCCUUCAGGUUCAGCUGGAGCCUCUUCCCAGGUGUAUGGGUAGAGGAUCUAAGCCCGCAUAAGCCUUCUGCAAGAAGAAGAUACUUUUCCCUCUCCAGUCCCCCGCUGCACAUUCCAUGCAGCUCUCUCUCUUCCUUUUUCCCAGUCUACUGUAUUAAAAAGAAUAAAUAAAAAGCAAAGAAUAGGAUGAGUAGUAAACUUAAGGUCUGGAAAUUGAUUACAAACUAUACAGGUCCUUUAAAUAUGCUUAUUUCUGUAAUCAGAACCAUGAUUCUAUAAAUUUUAAUGCAGGGAAUUCCUCUUGAGUUUUGACUUUGACAAAAUGAAUGUGGAAGCCUGGUUUUACAGGAUUUGUUUAUUCCUUUUUGUAUUCAUGUUGAGAAACCAAACUGGGUGUCAUAUCCUUUUUCUUAGGGCUGUACCGAAACCUAAGUUCUUCCUCUUUUUUUUUAUUUUAGAAAAAUCUGCUCCCACCCUCUUUAUUUUUUUCCUCUGGCUAGAGGAAAUUCACACAGCCAGGAUUUAAAAAAAAAAAAAAAAAAAAAAAAAAAAAAGGUGGUCUCUGUGCUAUUGAAGUGGCAGAGGCUCCUCUGGCUCUGGGCACGCCUCUUCCACUGUUGACGUCACACUAUUUUUGUCUUUGAAUAGCUCAUUGACACAAUCGCCUCGGAGAUCGGAGAACUGAAACAGGAGAUGGUGCAGACAGAUGUCAGCCUGGAAAAUGGCCUGGAACCCAGCGAAGCCCACAGGUGACCAAGACGAUCAGGUGCCGGGCAUCAGAUGGGGGCUAAGCGAACCCUAGCGGCUAGGAGGACUGCCAUCUCGGCUCGUCAGAAGUUUGGGAACUGGGAGUGUGGUGGCCUCUCCAGAUGAAGCUCUCUGUAGGAGGUGGGAGUGGCCUAGGAACCACUUGUGUGUUUAUUUUAAUCACUUCGAAGGCACUUGAACUUUACAACCUCUCAAUGCCUGCUGGCACCAGAACCCGGAAACCUAAAGUUCUAGCUGCCCUAUCCACCUACUCACAGUGAUGGAAACAAUAACGCAGCAGGAUCCUCCGCGUGCAAAAUAGAAUUCAGUGUAGCCGGUGUCAGUCUCCAGAAGGUUUAAAGGGGAGCCCUAAAGAGGAUGGACUCGUUUUGCGUUCUCAGCAUGGUAAGACACAAGGACGAUGGCUAUUCUGAAGAAAAGGAUGUGAAGACUUGUCCCUGGGACUCUGGCUAUGACAGCCUCUCCAACAGACUCAGCAUUUUGGACCGGCUUCUCCACACCCACCCAAUAUGGCUGCAGCUGAGUCUGAGUGAGGAGGGGGCAGCCGAAGUCCUUCGGUCCCAACCUCCAGGGAUCUUCCUGGUUCGUAAAUCUACCAAAAUGCAGAAGAAAGUCCUCUCACUUCGCCUGCCCUGUGAAUUUGGAGCCCCACUCAAGGAAUUUGCCAUAAAGGAAAGCACAUACACCUUUUCCCUGGAAGGCUCAGGAAUCAGUUUUGCAGAUUUAUUCCGGCUCAUUGCUUUCUACUGCAUCAGCAGGGACGUUUUGCCGUUCACCUUGAAGUUGCCUUAUGCCAUUUCAACAGCCAAGACGGAGGCUCAACUUGAAGAACUAGCCCAACUGGGACUAAAUUUUUGGAGCUCUCCAGCUGACAACAAACCCCCAAACCCUCCACCUCCCCAUAGGCCUCUCUCCUCAGACGGUGUUUGUCCUGCCUCUCGUCAGCUCUGCCUUAUAAAUGGAGUGCAUUCUAUAAAAACCAGGACGCCUUCGGAGCUGGAGUGCAGCCAGACCAACGGAGCCCUGUGUUUUAUUAAUCCUCUUUUCUUGAAAGUGCACAGCCAGGACCUCAGUGGAGGCCUGAAACGGCCCUGCACAAGGACUCCCAACGCGAAUGGCACCGAGAGGCCUCGGUCCCCCCCACCCAGGCCCCCGCCACCCGCUAUUAAUAGUCUCCACACAAGCCCUCAGCUGUCCAGGACUGAAACCCAGGCGAGCAUGCCAGAAACAGUCAACCAUAACAAACAUGGGAACGUAGCUCUGCUUGGAACGAAACCAACCCCCAUCCCUCCACCCCGGCUGAAGAAGCAGGCUUCUUUUCUAGAGGCAGAAGGCAGCGCAAAGACCUUGACCGGCGGCCGGCCUCGUCCCGGCCAGGAGCGGGAGCCGGAGGAGCCAGGGCCGGGCACAGCUGGCGGGCCAGGUGGGGCCCCGCCUGCGGAGCCUCCGGAGGAUUGCACAAGGGCCGCCGGCCCUGAAUCACGGCCCCCGUGGCAUGGAGGCAGACAGAGGCUGAGCGACAUGAGCAUUUCCACUUCCUCCUCCGACUCGCUGGAGUUCGACCGCAGCAUGCCCCUGUUUGGCUACGAGGCGGACACCAACAGCAGCCUGGAAGACUGCGAAGAGGAGAGUGACCAGGAGACCAUGGCCCCCCCUGUCAAGUCCAAAAAGAAGAGGAACAGCUCCUUCGUGCUGCCCAAGCUCGUCAAGUCCCAGCUGCGCAAGAUGAGUGGGGUGUUCAGCUCCUUCAUGACCCCCGAGAAGCGCAUGGUCAGGAGGAUCGCCGAGCUGUCCCGGGACAAGUGCACCUAUUUCGGCUGCCUGGUGCAGGACUACGUGAGCUUUCUGCAGGAGAACAAGGAGUGCCACGUGUCCAGCACGGACAUGCUGCAGACCAUCCGGCAGUUCAUGACCCAGGUGAAGAACUAUCUGUCUCAGAGCUCAGAGCUGGACCCCCCCAUCGAGUCGCUGAUCCCCGAAGACCAAAUCGAUGUGGUGCUGGAAAAAGCCAUGCACAAGUGCAUCUUAAAGCCCCUGAAGGGGCAUGUGGAGGCCAUGCUGAGGGACUUCCAUAUGGCCGACGGCUCGUGGAAACAGCUCAAGGAGAAUCUGCAGCUUGUGCGGCAGAGGAACCCACAGGAGCUGGGGGUGUUCGCCCCAACCCCUGAUUUCGUGGAUGUGGAGAAAAUCAAAGUCAAAUUCAUGACUAUGCAGAAGAUGUAUUCGCCGGAAAAGAAAGUCAUGCUGCUGUUGAGGGUCUGCAAGCUUAUUUACACUGUCAUGGAGAACAACUCAGGGAGGAUGUAUGGAGCUGAUGACUUUUUGCCAGUCCUGACCUACGUCAUAGCUCAGUGUGACAUGUUGGAACUGGACACUGAAAUUGAGUACAUGAUGGAGCUCUUAGACCCAUCACUGUUACAUGGAGAAGGAGGUUAUUACUUGACAAGCGCCUAUGGGGCACUUUCUCUGAUCAAGAAUUUCCAAGAAGAACAAGCCGCAAGACUGCUCAGCUCAGAGACCAGGGACACCCUGAGGCAGUGGCACAAACGGAGAACCGCCAACCGGUCCGUCCCCUCGGUGGAUGACUUUCAGAAUUACCUCCGAGUUGCAUUCCAGGAGGUCAACAGUGGCUGCACGGGAAAGACCCUCCUCGUGAGACCUUACGUUACCACCGAGGAUGUGUGCCAGCUCUGUGCUGAGAAGUUUAAGGUGGGGGACCCUGAGGAGUACAGCCUCUUCCUCUUUGUUGACGAAACAUGGCAGCAGCUGGCAGAGGACACUUACCCUCAAAAAAUCAAGGCUGAGCUGCACAGCCGGCCACAACCCCACAUCUUCCACUUUGUCUACAAGCGCAUCAAGAAUGAUCCUUACGGUGUCAUUUUCCAGAAUGGGGAAGAAGAUCUUACCACCUCAUAGAAGACAUGAGACUUCCCAGUGGUGCAUCCAAAGGGGGGUUUAGGAACCUUGCCUUCUGGCUUCCACGUGCUUGUGCUUGAAAAGCAGUCACCUCCUUGGGGACCCCUUGGUUCAGUGACUAAGCCAUCCACAGGCUGACUUGGGCAAAGGCAUCUUCAGCCACAUUGCCCAAGCAAGGUAGCUGAGGUUCAUGAAACGGUAGGAUUCUCCUUCAGAGAUGGGAGAAUUGCAUUUGAUAGUUUAGGUGUCCUGAGACUGUUUGUUUGCUACCUACCCCCAGCCAGGUUCUAGGUUGGCUCACAUGUACGUAUAUGUCCUGAAUAAACAUUUAGGGUAUAAGCUCUUCUCUUGAAUUCGACAGCAGGUAUUUGACAAGACUGUCCGAUGCAGUGCGUCAGGUGCUUCUCCGUUCUGUGGAUGGCUCCAUCCUUUCCUUUUCUCUCUUUUGUUCUCUCUUUCUCCCUUUCUCUCUCUCUCCCUUUGUUUCUUUCUUUCAAAGAGCCUUUGUGUUUUUAUAUAUUUCAUAGAAAUUUUUAUAGCAGUUGCAGGUAAACUGUCAGGAUUGGUUUUUAAAAUAUUUUUGUAACUUUAAAAUAUUCUAUAAUUAUGCAUGUGAUUUUAACGUUUAAUAUUUUCAAAAAGAAAUCUCUUGCUGGAUUUGAGAGUAUCUCACUUUUAAAAUGUCUCUCUUCUAUAACUGGAUGUUUCGGCAACUUUUGUGGGGAAAGACUGCUGGAGUUCUUAAAGCGAUGCAUUAUUGACACUGGCCACAGAAUGCCUUGGAAAUCUGAUGUACUGUUGUUACCUUGUUCAUGCUUAGUGGUAUUGUGCUCUUUUGUGUUUUAACCAAGUGAUGCUGAGGAUCAGGAGAGAAAUGAAUGUAGAGAGAGGUCGAGAGAGAAAAACAGACUCUGACAAAGGACUAAGGAAUGUAGUCUGCUGGUUCAGACUCCUUGAAGGAAGUGGUAAAAGGGAAUGGAAGGAUCCACUUACGCUGAAAAUACUGUAAAUACGCAGUGACAUUAGGAAAAAAUAUAUCCAAUGUUAUUUGCUUUUGGAAAUAAUUUUGGAAACCCCCAUGAGGAGAAAAAAAAUAAGGAUAAUACUACCCCCUUUCCACAUAAAUCAAAACUAAGAGCAUCAAAUUAUUUGCGGGCAGAAACCAUGUAUGUGUAAUGUGACUUUCGUUGAGUUAAAUAAGAUGCUGUUUGGAAAAGAGUUUGCAAUGCCACCAAAAAGCCCUUCUGUGUUAUAAGAAUGUAUGGUGAAGUUAACUUCAUGUUUUAUGAAACCUGUUUUGGGGGUGCACAAAGUAUGAGGGUCUUGUAUCCAUGUGACACAGGUAGUUACCAGAACAUGUGAUUGUACUGUGUAGAGAUGCGUAGUCAUCUAAUUUGGUUGGCUUUGUACCUUGUAUCUUUUUUUAGCUUUUGCUGUCCAUCUAGAACCCUCAUCACAUACUGUGUUGUACUUCCUUUUGUAAAUGAUUUUUUAAAUGGAAUUUUGCACAUAAUACAUUGUAAUACUGUAUGAUAAUCAUGUGUGAAGAGUUUUGAAAUAUCGAGUUGUCCUUUUUUUAUUCAAGGAGCAGAGUACAAUUAUGCACCACACCAUGUUAU
This is a messenger RNA of Panthera uncia (snow leopard), 6282 nucleotides long. RefSeq names its product Ras and Rab interactor 2 (gene RIN2). The coding region runs from base 2105 to 4663 and encodes 852 amino acids. Gene Ontology annotation, cellular component: endocytic vesicle; cytosol. Gene Ontology annotation, biological process: signal transduction; vesicle-mediated transport. NCBI's taxonomy places the organism in Eukaryota, Metazoa, Chordata, Mammalia, Carnivora, Felidae. The record is from RefSeq and is a predicted model, not a curated record. Gene Ontology annotation, molecular function: small GTPase binding; guanyl-nucleotide exchange factor activity. The transcript has 10 exons.